AUUUUGUUAAUCAGAAAAAUCAAAUACAUCAUAGAGGCAUAUUCGAAAAUCGUGAUAAACGUGUACACAAUUGCUCGAUAUUAAACUUGUCCUGUUUGUUACCAUGGUGACAGCCAAUGGGAGAAGUUGUACACGUCGGCAAGGUGAUCUGUGAUUACAACUCGGUGAAGGAAGACGAGGUUACAGUCCUUCGUGGUGAAAUCAUCCAAGUGAUGACGUCCAAUCAACAGGGCAUGUUCUUCGUCCACCGUCCGGCUAAUAAAAACUCUCCUGCAGCUGAGGGUUGGAUUCCUGGCUAUGCUAUCGGCCCGAGGGAUGGAGAUGGAAGUUUGAGGAAAAGUUCUUGGCAGCUGUUCAAGUUGAGGAUGCAGGGUUUGCGACCAGAGCGUCGUCCAAUGGACGGUACAGCCAGUCUCGAUAGGAAGUCACGGACACUUCCUCUCACAAGGGAAAGGUCAAAGAUCUCUCCCUCAGACCUGCUUUAUGAGAUGUCCCCCACAGUUUAUCAGCCGAUGGUUAAUGUGACUGUCCAGGCAGGAGAUACUGCCAUAUUGACCUGCCGAGUGUGUGGACGCCCCAGACCGAAUAUCAGCUGGUGUUUCCAGGAAACCAUACAGAUGCUGCCAAGUCAUAAUGUCAGCAUGACGUACACGGACGAGGGCAUUGCAGUACUGCAGAUAAACAAUGUAUCGCUGACGGACAGUGGGGAGUACGCCUGUAAGGCUACCAGUGAGGUGGGGUCAGUUGGCACUUCUUCUAUACUGACAGUCAUAGAUCGACCAGGAGCUCCCACUAAACCAAUGAUCAGGAAUAAAGUGGGAACUUCAGUACAUCUGGAGUGGUCUCCUCCUACAAUUGCCUAG
Molecule: messenger RNA, 863 nt
Organism: Pecten maximus
Lineage: Eukaryota; Metazoa; Mollusca; Bivalvia; Pectinida; Pectinidae
Product: kalirin-like
Exons: 5
Coding region: 117-863 (248 amino acids)
Molecular function (GO): protein binding
Source: RefSeq, a predicted model, not a curated record